Molecule: messenger RNA, 309 nt
Organism: Iphiclides podalirius (scarce swallowtail)
Lineage: Eukaryota; Metazoa; Arthropoda; Insecta; Lepidoptera; Papilionidae
Source: the annotation of a GenBank genome assembly
AUGGGCUGCGAUUUUCGAGCGAAAGCGGCGAGGGCCCGCCGUCUUCGAACCCGCGACACUGCCGAGGAGAGCGACGCAAAGCGCCUCGCCCCCAUUAGGGCGAACGCUCGCGACAGAGAUCGAAUAUGGUGCACACGAGCGCGUGACCUGUGGCCGGGAGGGGGCCGCAAGGGCGUAAGCGCCGGUGGCUCUUACGCGGGCGGGAUAGGGCGGCGCGGGGCACUUAAGACCUUCCUGCUACGAGGGAGGGCAGUUAUCAUGUGGGCGGGUAUCGAUCGGUGCGCAGUGCGCGCUCCGGAGCGUCAGAAG